GUCCACACCUGGAAAGAAGCCCUCAGCGGCAUAAGCGAUCAAUAACCACAACCGCUCGCUGGUCGCCGUUGGUCGCCAUUGUUCUAUCCAUUUGCUCUUGCUCCUGCCGGCCCUACGUGACCUUCCCUCCCACUUACACAGUAGCCCAUCGCGUGAACCAGUGGACCACAGCCCAAGAUGCUGCAGUCCGUCAGCGACCAACACGACGAGCACUAUGAGGACAGCCAGCGCGAUUCCAUCGAGGCUCUGGUCGCCGCCCGCAACGACGGGAAGAAGCACCUGCUGCUUGCGGCCUCGGGCUCGGUGGCCACCAUCAAGAUCCCCGUGAUCAUCCAAGCCCUGGCCAAGUACGCCGGCGCGCUCUCAAUCCGCGUCGUGCUGACCGAGUCGGCCACCCACUUCCUCCAAGGCCAGAGCGCCGAGCAGCCCACUGUCUCGUCGCUGCUGCACAUGCCCAACGUCGAUGCCGUCUACCGCGACCGCGACGAGUGGGGGCCUCAGCCGUGGCGCCGAGGCGCGAGCAUCCUGCAUAUUGAGUUGCGGAGAUGGGCCGACAUACUCGUGGUAGCUCCACUCAGCGCCAAUACAUUAGCCAAGGUCGUCAACGGCAUGUCUGACAACCUGCUCACCUCGGUCAUCCGCGCCUGGGACACGGAUGCCAGCGUCGACAUGAAGAAGAAGCUCAUCGUCGUUGCACCGGCCAUGAACACGGCCAUGUGGAGAAACCCCAUCACGCAGAAACAGAUAAGCGUGCUCGUAGACGACUGGGGCGUGAAGGAAGAAGAGUGCGUGACCGGGCAGACGCGCUGGAUUACGGGUUGGUUCCAAGUCAUCACACCGACCCGCAAAACGCUAGCAUGCGGCGACACAGGAGGCGCCAUGGCAUCCGUCCCGUCCAUCUGUGCCGUCAUCGAGGAGAGGCUGGGUCUCGGCCCGGCCAGCGGCGGCAGCGGCGGCAACGGCGGCGGCGGCGGCGGGGAACCGCGUCAGGGCGGCGAUGACGGCGCUAGUGCGAGUAGCUAAACUCGGUGUUUGUCGAGAUUGAUGGCGGUCGGUAAACUAGUUAGUAGCGAUCUUUGUUUGGAUCUCUGCAGGAACGGGGGAGCGGAAGUGUCUCUCCUAGAUGUGCUAGCUAUCUCUCCUGCACGAUGUACUUCCCUUCGCUCUCCCACGCUGUGGAUCUGUGAGCAUUUGAUCCUGAGGAGGAGCAUGAAAAGAGAAGAUUCUGGAGAAGGGACAACGUUUCUAUAGCAGAUGCC
Molecule: messenger RNA, 1259 nt
Organism: Thermothielavioides terrestris NRRL 8126
Lineage: Eukaryota; Fungi; Ascomycota; Sordariomycetes; Sordariales; Chaetomiaceae
Exons: 11
Coding region: 178-1023 (281 amino acids)
Biological process (GO): coenzyme A biosynthetic process
Cellular component (GO): phosphopantothenoylcysteine decarboxylase complex
Molecular function (GO): FMN binding; phosphopantothenoylcysteine decarboxylase activity
Source: RefSeq, a predicted model, not a curated record